Pistacia vera is the source of this 2320-nucleotide messenger RNA. RefSeq lists its product as uncharacterized. The transcript has a single exon. NCBI's taxonomy places the organism in Eukaryota, Viridiplantae, Streptophyta, Magnoliopsida, Sapindales, Anacardiaceae. Bases 98 to 2296 code for a protein of 732 amino acids. Gene Ontology annotation, cellular component: membrane. The record is from RefSeq and is a predicted model, not a curated record.
UUAAGCUUUUGUGAACUUAUAUUUGAAGGCACUGGCGACUGCAGAGGCUGAUGAAUUUGUGCUCACAAACUGGAAAUCUCAAGGUUUAACAAGUGGUAUGUCUGUGCUUGAUGAUCAUGAAGUACUGUUCCCCAUGGUUCAGGUUGGCAAUCACCGCUCCAAAUGGAUCACUGUUAAGAAUCCUAGCCAGCACCCAGUUGUGAUGCAGCUUAUUCUCAACUCUGGUGAAAUCAUUGAUGAGUGCAGGGGCACAGAUGGCUUGAUACAGCCUCCAUCAUCGGGGAGUUUGGAAUUUACUAGACCAACGAGGUAUGGCUUCUCAAUUGCAGAGAAUGCAGUGACAGAGGCUUUUGUUCACCCUCAUGGUAGAGCAUCUUUUGGGCCAAUAUUAUUUAACCCCUCAGAUCGAUGUACUUGGAGAAGUUCAGCCCUGAUAAGGAACAACCUUUCUGGUGUAGAGUGGUUAUCUUUGAGAGGAUUGGGAGGUUCACUUUCACUAGUGUUGUUUGAGGGGUCUGAGUCCAUUGAAAGUGUAGAAUUCAGUGUCGAUUUGCCAGUUACUCAAAAUCUCACUCCGGACAUGCUAUUUCAAGUGGAAGAUACUACAUCUGCUUGUUCAAAGCCAUUAUCAAAAGAACUCUAUGUCAAGAACACAGGAGAUUUGCCUCUGGAGGUGAGAAGUAUUGGAGUUUCUGGGACAGAAUGUGGCUUGGAUGGGUUUAUGGUCCACACCUGUACAGGUUUUCUUCUUGAACCUGGGGAGUCAACCAAGCUCCUGAUAUCAUACCAGACCGACUUUUCUGCAGCUAUGGUACAUAGGGAUCUUGAAUUGACCUUGGCCACUGGUAUUCUUGUGAUACCCAUGAAGGCAAACCUUCCUGUUUUAAUGCUUAAUGUCUGUAAGAAAUCAGUCUUCUGGCGAUUGAGGAAAUUCUCCAUAGCAAUUAUUUUUGCUGCAUGUAUAAUCACUUCCGUUUUGUAUUUCCUUUAUCUCCUAAUGACGGCCCCAGGCUCCGAAGAUUGCAUCUAUAAAGAUGAGAAAAAUUCUAUUAAUACUACAAGGAGUGCUGGGAAGUCUUCUCGUGUACAUCGUAACCAGAGAAACAUCAAAAGUUCUGUGCCUGAUGAAAUGGAUUGUUUGUUGAGUUCAAUUGGGAAAGGCAAAAUGUCUAAGCAAGCAUCCGUAGAUGGGUAUCGUGAUAGUCAAAAUGAGCCCCAAGAGCAGGACAUGAAUGCUCAGCCUUCAGAACCAACUUUGGAAAAUCAUAGACACACUAACGGUUUCUCUGAUACUCUAAGUGAAAGAGGAUUGCCAUCUGUGCCUUCAAAACCUGCAGUAGUUGAGGAUUCUGAUACAGUGGAAGCAUCUCAAACUGAUAACCUAACAGUUAGGACUGGAAAAGAAAAGGGACGAAGGCGAAGGAAGAGGAAGGGUGCUUGCACAGUAUUAACAGGACUACUUGAAGUUUCAAGUAGUCAAAGUGGAAAUUCUACACCUUCAUCUCCAUUGUCUCCGAUCACAUCUUUCACCUCUACCCGCACCUGGGUACCAUCUCCUGAUUUGGACCAAUCCACUGAGUCUAGAAAUUCAUUUACUCAAAUGGCUGACCAACACUGUGAGAAGGUUCAAGUUCCUGAACUGGUGUCUCAGGCAAAAAUUUUGAAGCCCCAGCUUUCUCAGGCGAAAGUAUUGGAGCCCCAGCUUUCUCAGGCAAAAGUAUUGGAGCCGCAGCCUUCACAGGCAAAAGAAUUGGGGCUCCAGCUUUCUCAGGCUAAGGUAUUGGAGCCCCAGUUUUCUCAGGCUAAAGUAUUGGAGCCCCAGCUUUCUCAGGCUAAAGUAUUGGAGCCUCAGCUUCCUGGGAGGUACCGUGGUAACAACUGUUAUAUUUCUAAUUCAGAGCAGAGCCCAGGACAGAGAAGAAUUGCUAGUAAACCUGUUUUAUUGCCCUCUGCCACUUUUCCUUGUGCUGGUAAGGCUGUCCGAAGUGCAUUGUGCUCUACAUCUCCAUUGGCUUCAACUUCCACAAUUGCACCUCAUGCACGAGCUCCUGGAUCGAAAAUUUGCAACCAGAAAACUUUUAAAGGAGAACCAGCUGGGUUUAGAGAUGAAUAUACAUAUGAUAUAUGGGGUGAUCAUUUUUCCAGACUUGGUUUGGUAGGCAGGUCAAAAGAUGUAACUGCUGUGAACUCUAGUGCAAUGGUAAACUACUCUGAUAGCUUCUUUGUAAGUGGACCACAGGCCCUUAGGACAAAUUCACAAUCAAGAUCUGUAAGUUGUUCUAAUCAAGAUGGUUAAUGAUAUAACUAAAUAAUUAUUGAA